Molecule: messenger RNA, 1458 nt
Organism: Solanum tuberosum (potato)
Lineage: Eukaryota; Viridiplantae; Streptophyta; Magnoliopsida; Solanales; Solanaceae
Product: glycerol-3-phosphate 2-O-acyltransferase 6-like
Exons: 2
Coding region: 16-1458 (480 amino acids)
Biological process (GO): cutin biosynthetic process
Cellular component (GO): membrane
Molecular function (GO): phosphatase activity; glycerol-3-phosphate 2-O-acyltransferase activity
Source: RefSeq, a predicted model, not a curated record
ACAGUAGUAGCAGACAUGGAUGGAACAUUACUAGUUGGACGUAGCUCUUUUCCUUAUUUUGCACUUGUUGCUUUUGAAGUUGGUGGUAUUUCUAGGCUUAUUUUUUUAAUCUUAGCAUCUCCGUUGGCUGGCUUUUUGUACUAUUUCAUCUCUGAAUCCGCGGGGAUUAGAGUCCUAGUCUUUGCAACAUUUGUUGGUAUGAAAGUAUCUGAUAUAGAAUCCGUGGCACGAGCUGUUCUACCAAAGUUUUAUUCGAGCGAUUUGCAUCCUGAGACAUGGCGUGUUUUUUCAUCGUGCGGGAAAAGGUGUGUUCUUACCGCAAAUCCUAGGAUUAUGGUUGAACCAGUUUUGAAGGAAUAUUUAAGUGUUGAUAUUGUUAUUGGGACAGAAAUAUGUACCUAUAAAGGAAGAGCUACUGGAUUUGUUAAUGAAUCUGGAGUUCUUGUUGGUGAUAACAAAGCUAAGGCACUUCAAAAGGCUUUUGGUUCUAAAUUUACUCCUCAUAUUGGACUUGGUGAUCGCAAAACUGAUUUUCCCUUCAUGAAUUUAUGCAAGGAAAGUUACAUAGUACCACCUGAGCCUGGUGUGAAGCCCAUGAGCCAAGAUAAGUUACCAAAGCCCAUUGUGUUCCAUGAUGGCCGACUUGUUCAAAAACCAAGCCCUUUAAUGGCACUCAUCAUUAUUCUUUGGAUCCCUGUUGGAUUCCUCUUAGCAUGUUUGCGUAUAGCCGCGGGUACGCUCUUACCGAUGCCUUUAGUCUAUUACGCCUUUUGGUCCCUUGGGGUUCGAGUCAUAAUCAAAGGCAACCCACCUCCUCCGGCCCGAAAAUCCACGGGCCAAACCGGUGUCCUAUUUAUUUCCUCUCAUCGAACCCUUCUUGACCCAAUUUUCCUCUCAACGGCCCUAGGUAGGCCCAUCCCUGCUGUCACUUACUCGCUGUCACGACUCUCUGAGAUUAUUUCACCUAUUAAAACGGUCCGUCUUAGCCGUGACCGCAUAACGGAUGCUAACAUGAUCAAAAAACUUUUACAAGAAGGUGAUUUGGUUAUAUGCCCUGAAGGAACAACAUGUAGAGAACCAUUUUUACUAAGAUUUUCGGCUUUAUUCGCGGAAUUAACCAACGAGCUUGUCCCCGUGGCGAUGUGUAAUAAAAUGAGCAUGUUCCAUGGCACGACGGCUAGGGGUUGGAAAGGAAUGGACCCUUUUUAUUUCUUCAUGAAUCCUAGCCCUUCAUAUGAGGUGAAUUUUUUGAACAAAUGGCCAUAUGAAUUGACUUGUAAAGCUGGAAAAUCAAGCCAUGAUGUGGCAAAUUAUAUACAGAGGACGAUUGCCGCAACGUUAUCGUAUGAGUGCACCAAUUUUACAAGGAAGGAUAAGUACAUGGCUUUGGCUGGAAAUGAUGGAACAGUGACUACAAAAUCUGAAUUUGCAAGCAAGAAAGUGACGACGGGCUGCUAA